GGGUCUGAGCUGGCCGUCCCGCCCUCCGCCCACGCUCCCCUGCUUCCGCUCUCUCUUCCUUCUGUGGCCUUGCCUUUCUCCGCCGUCCCCCCCCUUCUUUGGUUCACCCCGCGUCGGUCUUCCACCUCACCUUUCGAGCUGGCCGCCGCUUGCUGUGCGCAGUUUCGGGGGACUGGACCUUCCCUGGCUUUUAGCAGCGCCGAGCCCCGACCGUCUGUCUGCUGGCCAGGGACCGAUUCCCGAUUCCGGGAGGGCUGGGUGGGCUCCGUGCAGCCGCCCGCCUGGGCUCAUGAGGACGUGUUGCUGAUUUUGGUGUACUUCAAGCCAUCUCCAGGUGUGAGGACAGGAUGUUUGCUAGAGGGCUGAAGAGAAAAUAUGGUGACCAGGAAGAAGGAGUAGAGGGUUUUGGCACUGUCCCUUCCUAUAGCCUGCAGCGACAGUCACUCCUGGACAUGUCCCUUGUCAAGCUCCAGCUCUGUCACAUGCUAGUGGAACCCAAUCUCUGCCGCUCGGUCCUCAUCGCCAACACAGUCCGGCAGAUCCAGGAGGAAAUGAGCCAGGAUGGUGUGUGGCAUGGGAUGGCACCCCAGAAUGUAGAACGGGCACCAGUUGAGCGCCUGGUGUCCACAGAGAUCCUGUGUCGUACAGUGAGGGGACCUGAGGAAGAGCACCCCGCUUCUGAACUGGAAGAUGCUCCCUUGCAAAACUCAGUUUCCGAGCUCCCCAUCGUUGGCUCAGCACCAGGGCAAAGGAACCCUCAGAGCAGCCUCUGGGAGAUGGACAGCCCACAAGAAAACAGGGGAAGCUUUCAGAAGUCACUGGACCAGAUAUUUGAGACCCUGGAGAACAAAAACUCUAGUUCAGUGGAGGAACUCUUCUCAGAUGUGGACAGCUCUUACUAUGACCUGGACACAGUGCUAACAGGAAUGAUGAGUGGGACCAAGUCCAGUCUCUGCAAUGGCCUUGAGGGCUUUGCUGCAGCUGCCCCUCCUCCCAGUUCUACUUGCAAGUCUGACCUGGCUGAGCUGGACCAUGUGGUAGAGAUUCUGGUGGAGACCUGAGAGGCCACCCCAGUGGGCUAAGGGUGAGGCCACCAGUCCCCAUGGAGCUCACGUGUGUUGUGACCCAGAGACAGAUAAGCACUUGUCCUAAGAGGGGCUCUGGCUCUUGAGCCAGGAUCCCCACCUCUGUCUGACUAUGAAAAUAUCCUGGACAGAUUUUCCUCUGCAAGGAUUGCAGCCCUGGAGCUGCUGCCUUCGGGCUAGUUCCCUGGGGAGGCCAGAACAGAUGCCAGCCAUCUCAAGGAACUGAGCUCUCUGAAGGCCUCUGGACCCUGGGCUCAUUAUCCUUUUGUGUGACAUUGGACUCACUGUGGAGGAUGGUGUGUCACAGCUAUGUCUAGUCUAUUUUCAAUUAGAUAGGUGAACUUUCUAAAAUUAAGUUUUAUAUGUUUUGGGCAAUAUUUUGUCUUAAGAUAUAUUUUUUAAACUUUUUAUACUUUAGAUUUUUUUCAGCUAUUUUCUUAAAAGUAUAUUUUUUCUACAAACAUCCUCUGCUGCUACAUUAGAAACAUUAUAACCUAAAUACGAUUGGUGUGUGUCAUUUUAAAAGUUUAAAUAGAAAACGUCUUUUGUUACUGAGUCUCUACACUCCCAAGGCAACUGUAAAUGUAGCCUGUGUGUUUACAUGGGAGGCUCCAAUAUGGUCUACAUUCUAGUAGAGCUUGGAAAAAGAACCAUGCGCAGCUCCACUGCCCCUCACUGGGUCUGCUCUGCCGGAUCCGAGCCCUUCGUGUGCAGGAUGGCUUUAUUUAUGCCUAUUUAUAUGUAAAUGCCAUUGAAAGCUAAGGUCUUACUCCUGGAAAUCCCAACACCAGUUCUUCAGGGACUGCUGUGAGGCAGUGCCUUAUGCUGGUCUUGUCCUUGGCCAUCACUGUCUGGUUCCCAGCCCAGCACGUGUGACAUGAGGACAUGACAUGCCCUCACUACCCAGCGCCACAUGCUCCAUGUUAAGUGUGUAUGUGGAGACCACUGGCUCCCAGGCCUGUGUGCUCAGAGAGGGUGUGCAGUCCCACAUGUGCUGGGGGAGAGACCUGUGCUUGCUUGGUUGCUUGCUUUUAAAAUGGUGCUUACACGUUUUAAGGUUAAAAACAAUCUGACUCCAUAUGAUUUAGGGCUCCUCCACCCUGGGAUGGCCCCUAUGCUGUCUGCUUGGAUCUCAAGGUCUUGGUACUCGAUCACUAUCAGACUCCACCCCAUGCAUCCUUUUUCUCUUGUGCUUUUUUUGGACUUCCCAACCUGAGCCUAAGAGGUUUUAUUUUAUAUGUGCUUCAAUAUCAACAAUGUAAACCUCACUUUAUUAAAAGUAUCCAGCAAA
Mus caroli (Ryukyu mouse) is the source of this 2376-nucleotide messenger RNA. The record is from RefSeq and is a predicted model, not a curated record. Lineage: Eukaryota; Metazoa; Chordata; Mammalia; Rodentia; Muridae.